This is a messenger RNA of Nomia melanderi (Alkali bee), 2318 nucleotides long. It is a transcript of the gene vib, whose product is annotated as phosphatidylinositol transfer protein vib. Gene Ontology annotation, biological process: phospholipid transport. Gene Ontology annotation, molecular function: phosphatidylcholine binding; phosphatidylinositol transfer activity; phosphatidylinositol binding. Gene Ontology annotation, cellular component: cytoplasm. Lineage: Eukaryota; Metazoa; Arthropoda; Insecta; Hymenoptera; Halictidae. The record is from RefSeq and is a predicted model, not a curated record.
ACAACCAAGUACGUAUUUUGAUCAUUGGUCGUAUAGAACGCGCACUAGAAAUGACAUUUUCCAAUUAUAGAAUGAUAAAAAUCGCACACGUAUACUAAACGUUGGAACCCGUGGGAAUGAGAAAUUGAUAGAUUGAAAAAAUUCUAUUUAAAAUCCGUAAAAUAUUGAAACGGUUGUGAAGUUGAUAGAUGAUUCAGACGCAUGCGAUCUAGGAUACAACAUGUAAGCAUGACGUCAUUUGCAAAGUGUCCGUGAGAGAGCAGAGUAGGGGAAAUUCGAUGGACACGUGUGUGCAAGUAUAGGUGGUGUUCGGUGGCCGUGGCAGUGUAGAGUCGACUGAGUGUUCGCGCGAGUGUGUGUCAGUCGUGAAGGCGCCGUUGUGUGCGUAUGACUGCGGGUUCAGAGAUAACACGAGUGAAUUUGUUGAAGCAAGGGUGGUGCUGUGUGUAGUCGGACUGAAAUUACUGCAGCCCAUGUGCUCUGCUUGUUAAGAUGCUAAUCAAAGAGUUCCGCGUCACUUUGCCUCUUACAGUGCAAGAGUACCAAGUGGCUCAACUGUAUUCUGUGGCAGAGGCGAGCAAAAAUAAUACAGGGGGUGGAGAGGGCAUAGAGGUGCUAAAAAAUGAGCCAUUCACAAAUUAUCCUUUGCUCGGUGGAAAAUAUUCUUCGGGUCAAUACACGUACAAGAUCUAUCACUUAGCUAGUAAAGUGCCUGCUUUCAUUCGUAUUCUGUUGCCAAAGGAUUCAUUGGAAAUUCAUGAGGAAGCUUGGAAUGCUUAUCCCUAUUGCAAAACUGUUAUAACUAAUCCCGGAUAUAUGAGAGAGAAUUUUGUAAUUAUGAUUGAAUCGUUUCACAUCGACGACGGUGGGAAUCAACAUAACGUUCACGAAUUACCUCCCGAUAAAUUAAAGAUAAGGGAAGUGGUGCAUAUAGAUAUCGCUAAUGAUCCCAUUGCAAAUGCUGAUUACAAAGAAGACGAGGAUCCUACCAAAUUCAAGUCUGUGAAAACAGGUCGGGGUCCCCUAGUUGGCAAAGACUGGAAAAAUAAUAUUCAACCUGUGAUGACAUGCUAUAAGCUAGUCACUUGUGAAUUUAAAUGGUUUGGUCUACAAACUCGAGUCGAGAGUUUCAUUCAGAAAGCUGAGAGACGUCUGUUUACUAAUUUUCAUAGGCAAGUGUUUUGUUGGAUAGACCGUUGGUAUGGUUUAACCAUGGAAGAUAUUAGAGCAAUCGAAGAGCGUACAAAAGAAGAAUUAGAUAGGCAAAGACAUCAAGGAGAAGUAAAAGGUAUGCGAGCCGACGAUUGAAGCUUUGGCAGCUUCUAUUACGAAUAAUUAAAUCAAUUUCCUUAUAUUUCUCGGAUACUUGCGCAUACCCAUAAAAAUACAUUCAUAUAUGUUUUCUCAAGAACGAUCCUGCAGGGUCGGGACAAUUUCCAGAAUUUACGUGUUUAGAUUCAGUGUCUAUUAAAACUACCUAUGAUUUUAAUUUAUUUACAUUUUCAAGCGUUUUAGAUAAAUGUACUUACAGUCAAAGAUUAUAACAUAGCCAAUAAUGUGAAAGGGAACUGGUACAAAUCAGUUCAAUCUAUACAAUGUGUAAAAUAUUCGAGAAAAGAAUACUGUUCGAUAAAAAAUAAUAUAGGUGGAAAAACAUUAAUUAUUAUAAUAUCUAGUACUAUAGUAGUUCGGUACUAAAAAACUAAUAGACAAGCAAUUGAAAUUGCCGUUGGCUACAGAACACAAAGAAAAGUACUUGACACGAGAGUUACAAGUUCGUUCAUGGUUUGCUAACAAACAAUUUAUGGUUUAUGUCGUAGAUCUACGGUGUUAAGGUUGAAAACGAAAACAUGGUCACAUUUUAUGUAAUUUCUCCUUAUCUAAUGAACACGGUUAGUGCGGCGUAAUCUGAAAUUCUUUUAGCCUUAUACGAUGUGUACAAUAAUCAGAAAAAUUAAAGAAAGGUAUUUUAGCAGCUCUACAAACUAAAAAUAAUUUGAUGGCAAUUUGCUAGCGUUCAAUGUUACCGUCAGAUUAGAUAAAACUACAAGUGGUCAGUAGGUUAUAGAGAUUAUACUUCUUUUUGCGUUUUGUAUUUUCCAUUUUGAAAUUAAAGAAGAUAAAAUGUGCAGUCGUAUUAGGACCAAACUGAUGGGAGUAUUUGAUUAAUCUGCAAUUAUAAGUGUUAUAUUUGCAUCAGUUGUUUGUGGAAAGUAUGAGCAUAUAUAUAUAUAUACAAAGUAACAAACAAACAAACAAACAAACAAACAAACAAACACACACACACACACACACACAUACACACACACAUAUAGACA